Bipolaris victoriae FI3 is the source of this 183-nucleotide messenger RNA. RefSeq lists its product as hypothetical. The record is from RefSeq and is a predicted model, not a curated record. Gene Ontology annotation, biological process: protein secretion. Bases 1 to 183 code for a protein of 60 amino acids. Lineage: Eukaryota; Fungi; Ascomycota; Dothideomycetes; Pleosporales; Pleosporaceae. The transcript is spliced from 2 exons.
AUGCCGGCGCAGUAUAUAAUAUCAAAACGUCUCGAUCCCCUCUUUGCAAUCUCAAUCGGUCUCGCCGCUGCAGCAACCCGGAUUCAGCGUGAAGAGAGGGAAAAGGGGAGGGAUUUUAGGGAGAGUUGGGAGGUUUUGAGACGGAGAUGGGGGAUUUUUUUGAAGGGGGAGGGGAAGGUGUAG